Molecule: messenger RNA, 1401 nt
Organism: Symsagittifera roscoffensis
Lineage: Eukaryota; Metazoa; Xenacoelomorpha; Acoela; Convolutidae
Product: neuronal acetylcholine receptor subunit alpha-7-like
Exons: 3
Coding region: 244-1401 (385 amino acids)
Biological process (GO): chemical synaptic transmission; nervous system process; regulation of membrane potential
Cellular component (GO): neuron projection; plasma membrane; synapse
Molecular function (GO): acetylcholine-gated monoatomic cation-selective channel activity; transmembrane signaling receptor activity
Source: RefSeq, a predicted model, not a curated record
AUUUGUUGAGUUUGUUUCUGCUGCUGAUUUUGUUCAAUGACGACAAAAAUGGAAAUAAAUGUGGUCGAAACAGUCUGCGCGUCUUUAGAAUUGGAUUGAAUGAUUUGUUUCAAUCAUUAAAAAAACUGUUAUAAGCUAGUUGAGUUAUCCUUGAACACUUUUGGCAAAUUUUUUUUCAAACUGAAAAAGUGUUACAUUUGAUGAACGUCAAAUUUCUACUACCAAACUUGCCUCAUCAGAAUUAUGAAAAAUUUUUCUUUUUUAAGUAUUUUUUAUUAUAGUGUUUUAUGCUUGACUGAUGACAACCGCCAGCCUGCGACCAGUAUCAGGCAUGACCUGUUAUGGAAUUAUGAUCGGUUAAAUCGUCCUGUUCGCAAACGAACCACUGUUACCUCUGUGCUGUAUGACGCCUAUCUUUAUCAACUUGUUGGCUUUAACUCAAAAGAACAGUCGAUAGAAUUGUUGAUUUUUCAGUUUUUAAUUUGGCACGAUGAAUUCUUGGAGUGGAAUCCAGCAAAUUAUUCUGGAAUUGAGCAGAUCCGGGUCUUUCAAAAUCAAAUAUGGAUUCCUGACGUUCUUCCGUAUAAUGAAAUUGGUAACUUUGAUUACAAUAAAUUUGGUGAUAUUGUGCCUCUAACGGUAAAAGCUUCUGGUCACGUAUUUUGGUCUCAGCCAGUUAACAUGGAAACUUCUUGCUCGAUGGAUGUGACGAAUUUUCCAUUUGAUUCACAAUCUUGUGAAAUCGCGGUUGGAUCCUGGCAGUACUACAAGGACGAAUUGAAAAUGUAUUGUAAAGAUGAACUGAACUUGAGUGAAUAUAUACCUGAUAGUCUAUGGGUCUUGCAAGAAACUUCGUGUCGAGAGCGAACUACGGAAUCAUUCAGUGACGCAGUAAUAACUGUGACCUUCAAACGCCUCCCAACAUACUUCGUGAUCAAUUUAGUAAUUCCCACAGUUUUACUUCUGGGAAUCAGUUCCCUCACUUUCUUCAUUCCUGGAGAAAUUGGCGAGAAACUCAGCUAUGGUGUAACGGUUACACUAUCGCUUUGUGUCAACUUGACAAUUUUUACAGAUUUCAUGCCAAUGACAUCAAAAACGUUUCCCAGAUUAUUCACAUACAUUCUCUCAAGCAUUAUUUUGUCGUGCAUGUCAAUGGUUUUGGCAACAAUCUCUGUUAAUUUUGUCCAGCUCAGCAAAAACAGCAAAGAUGAAGACAAAAUUCCAGGGUUCAAAGCACCAUUCACAGAUAGGGCAUUAAAUGAGCUUGCAGAUCGUGUUUGCUCAAACACAACUCAGAAGAAAAUGACACGAUUGAGAAAAGUUGACACGGUUAUUGGGUUCAUAUACCUUCUGGGAGUGACCAUAUACUCUGUUACCUUUUUCUUAUCGAUAAGUCUUUGA